Molecule: messenger RNA, 2674 nt
Organism: Trifolium pratense (red clover)
Lineage: Eukaryota; Viridiplantae; Streptophyta; Magnoliopsida; Fabales; Fabaceae
Product: pentatricopeptide repeat-containing protein At1g06143
Exons: 3
Coding region: 65-1831 (588 amino acids)
Biological process (GO): RNA modification
Molecular function (GO): protein binding; RNA binding
Source: RefSeq, a predicted model, not a curated record
AGAAUCUAAGCAGCGUUGCUCCCUUACAACAGUGCAACCUCUUCCUCCUCUUGCAUCAUUUGUUAUGCAAAUGCUUUUAGCCAAACAAUUUUCAAUUCCAAAACACACACUCCCACUCCAACAACACUUCAACACCAACAACAUACACACUCGUCUCAAAGACACAAUCCUUAACCACAUAAAACAAUGUUGGAAUCUAAAAUCACUAGAAUCAAUUUAUGCUUCAAUGAUCAAAACAAACUUCAACCAAGAUUGUUUCCUUAUGAACCAAUUCAUAACAGCAUCAUCAUCAUUCUCUUCUUCCAACUUAAACUUCGCAACUUCCACUUUCACACAAAUCAUAAAACCAAACACUUUAGUUUACAAUGCACUCCUCAAAGCAUGCGUUCAUUGCCAUUCAUCACACCAAGCAUUACUACAUUACAUCCAUAUGCUUCAAAACAGCAUUGUGCCGUCAAGCUAUUCAUUCUCGUCUUUAAUUAAAGCCUGCACGUUGUUAACGGAUUCGGUUGCUGGUAAAACCAUUCACGGACACGUGUGGAAGAACGGUUUUGAUUCACAUUUGUUUGUUCAAACUACUUUGGUUGAAUUCUAUUCGAGUAUUGGUCACUUGUGUCACGCGAGAAAGGUGUUUGAUGAAAUGUCUGAGAGAGACGUUUAUGCUUGGACAACGAUGAUUUCUGCUCAUGUGAGGAAUAAUGAUGUGGAAUCUGCAGCAAAACUGUUCGAUGAAAUGCCUGAGAGGAAAAAUACUGCCACGUGGAACGCAGUGAUUGAUGGGUAUGCUAAAUUUGGGAAUGUUGAACGUGUUGAGUAUUUGUUUAAGCAAAUUCCUUCAAAAGAUAUUAUUUCAUGGACAACUUUGAUGAAUUGUUAUUCGAAGAACAAGAGAUAUGAUGAAGUGGUGAAGCUUUUUGAUGAAAUGGUGAAUGAGGGAAUGGUAGUUCCUGAUGAAGUUACUAUAACAACUGCAAUUUCUGCAUGUGCCCAUUUAGGUUCACUUGGGUUAGGAAAAGAGAUUCAUUUUUAUUUGAUGAUGAAUGGAUUUGGGAUUGAUGUUUAUAUUGGAUCAACAUUGAUUGACAUGUAUGCGAAAUGUGGAAGUGUAGAAAGGUCGCUUUUGGUGUUUUAUAAAUUGAAAGAGAAGAAUUUGUUUUGUUGGAAUUCCAUAAUUGAUGGACUUGCUACACAUGGCUAUGCGAAAGAGGCAUUAAGAAUGUUUGAGGAAAUGAAUAGGGAAGGAAUAAGGCCAAAUGGGGUUACAUUUGUUAGUGUUUUAACUGCUUGUACUCAUGCAGGGUUUAUACAAGAGGGUCGUCGUUUGUUUGGCAGUAUGAUUGAGGAUUAUUGUAUUAGUCCUCAAGUUGAACAUUAUGGAUGCAUGGUUGAUUUAUUGAGCAAAGGUGGUUUUCUGGAGGAUGCUUUGGAGAUGAUUAGAGGAAUGAAGUUUGAGCCAAAUGGUUUCAUUUGGGGAGCAUUGUUGAAUGGGUGUAAGGUUCACAAAAACUUGGAAAUUGCCGGUAUUGCGGUUCGGAAUCUUAUGGUUUUGGAACGAAGUAACAGUGGGCAUUAUAGUCUACUUGUGAAUAUGUAUGCUGAAGUGAAUCGGUGGAGUGACGUCGCAAAGAUCCGGACUGAGAUGAAAGAUUUGGGUGUGGAGAAGAAAUGUCCGGGGUCUAGCUGGAUUGAAAUCAACAAGGAAAUUCAUGUUUUUGUUGCUUCUGAUAAAUAUCACCCGUCUUAUGGUCUGGUUCAUGUGUUGCUAGUUGAACUGGAUGAGCAGCUGAGACUAGCUGGAUAUGUCCAUGAGCUGCGGUCUAUUCUUUAUUGACUCUGGCUGUUCAAGUAGAAGGGUCCUUAGAAGGAGGAUUGUGUUUAUUAAAGAAGGGUUGAAACUAUGAUGUAAUUUGAGCUGUGCAUAUCUAAACAGUUGAAGACAAACCUUGAUAAAUUAUUGCAAGAUGCAUAGCUUUAGUGAUUUCAUUCCAACCUUUCAUAAUUUGACAUACCUGCACCUUAGCUGUCUCAAUUAUCGGUGGCAUUUUUUAGUAGAAGUUCUCAAACACUGCCCUAAUCUUCAAGAUCUUGACAUUGAUGAGGUUUGUUAAGAAUCAUAACUGAUUAGUUAUUUAUCUUUUCCUAACACACCCUUAUAGGUUUGUUUUAUUUUAUGUCCAUUAUUAACAGGCUGGGGCUUAUGCAACCGAGGAAACAUGGACUAGAAAAGAUGACAAAGAAAAUUGGAUGGACCCAGAUUUUGUUCCACAAUGCCUUUCAUUACACCUCAGAAAUUGCCAUCUUCUGAACUUCUUUGGCCUACAAGGUGAGCUUUUGCUAGCAAUGUAUAUUUUGAAGAAUGCAAGGGUUUUACAAAUCAUGGAAAUUUGGAACUAUGGACAACGCGAAAUAGAAAGACUACUAGACUCAUGUCCAAGGGCUUCAUCAAUGUGUAAACUUACCGUUUAUCACUAUCCAUUUGAUGGUAGAAGUGAGGCGUCUUUGGAAGCAAGAGCAUCAUCUGAUGGUGACAGUGAUUGAUGUUUUUUAGUUUUUAGGUUCCUUUAAUGUAAGACUUAUCUUUAGGCUAUAAUGAAUUUUGAGUUGUGUUAUCGCAUUUGAUAUUCUAACUAUAAAUUUUUGAAUUAUAUUUAUGUUAUAAUGGUUGUAUGUUUCA